Molecule: messenger RNA, 8587 nt
Organism: Nothobranchius furzeri (turquoise killifish)
Lineage: Eukaryota; Metazoa; Chordata; Actinopteri; Cyprinodontiformes; Nothobranchiidae
Gene: arid1ab
Product: AT-rich interactive domain 1Ab
Biological process (GO): positive regulation of DNA-templated transcription; regulation of transcription by RNA polymerase II; chromatin remodeling
Cellular component (GO): nBAF complex; brahma complex; nucleoplasm
Molecular function (GO): DNA binding; nucleosome binding
Source: RefSeq, a predicted model, not a curated record
GAUAGCUCGGUAAAAUGGCUGUGUCUCGCGGAGCCUCGUGCUGGUCUGGUUGAUUUCUAGCUCGCGCCCUUGUUCUGUAACAGAACCCCCCCUUACCCCCACCAACACGCACACACACACAUACAUACACGUACACACACUGACUGGUGUUGGUGAAAUUUAUUUUUCUGGCUCCGUGUUUACACAUCUUUUAGCCAGACUUUACCCCUCUCUCUUUUAACUUCAAACGGAGUCGCGGUGGAUUAUUGGACACCGGUGCGGCCGGAGGAAAAGGGGAGGAAUGAACCGGGACAGCGGGUAUGUCGUUACAAAUGUAAUUGUAUUAAUAUUCAAUGGUUAUUCGGAGUUUGAGUGCGAGUAAGCCGCCGUGUUGAGAGAGGUACAGAAAGAGUGGAGAGAGACAGAGGGAUAUCAUGGCCGCUCAGGUCGCCACUCUCAACACUAGCCCGCCACCCGAACUCAAAAAGCCGGAUCGGGACAUUCAAGAGGAGUCGGUACCGGGAGAGAAGCAACAUGAAAAUAAGGAAACGGGACAUGACGUGGGAUCUCCGGGCCUGAAGGAGCUGCAGGACGGGAGCGAUGCUGGGAACGCCGGGGGAGGAGGGGAUCCUGACAUGAAGAACAGCAACGGGAAUCUGCCCAGGGUAAAUAACAACAGCAGCAAUCAGAAUGAUACAGGCGGACCCGAAGGGAACAACCUUCCCGGAAUGGGCCACCACCAGGGCCCCUUUCCUCCACCUCCAUACGGCUACAAUCAGCCCUAUAGCCGGGGCUCUUUUCCUCAACAUGGCGGACAACAAAGCCCUGGCAUGGCAGCUGCAUCGGGGCCAGGCAUGAUGGACCCUUACCCCCCCAAUUCACACGAACACGGCUAUCACAAUAACUACAACAACUACACCCCCUUCCAGAACAGGACUUCUUACCAGGGCCAAGGAUACGGGCCCAUGAAUUCCCCGCGUAACAGCCAGCCUCCGGCGGCUGGGGGGCAGCCAGGCAAGCAGCAGCCAGGAGGAGGAACCACCGCUAUGGCUGCCUCUUACAAUAAUCACAGGUAUAACAUGGGAAAUCAACAGCCUACGUCUACACCAACUUUAAAUCAGCUUUUGACAUCUCCCAGCUCUACUAAGAGUUACCCGAACUACCCCCAAGGAGACUAUAACAAUCAGGAAGGGGCCAACAAGGGACCAGGGGACAUGGGCAGCAGUCAGUAUGGUGGGGUUCACCCGAGUUGGCAACAAAGGACCCACCAUCCACCUCCCAUGAGCCCGGGAAACACCGGACAACCACCCAGCAGGAAUCAGACUCCAAACCCCAUGGAUCAGGUAGGGAAGAUGCGUAGCCAGCCAUAUGGAGGACCCAACCCUUAUUCCCAGCAUCAGCAUGGGCCUCCAUCUGGUCCUGGUCCCCAACAAGGAAGUUCUUACCCUGGACAAGGCUUUGGGCCUCCAGGCCCCCAGAGAUACCCAAUGGGGAUGCAGAGCCGCACACCAGGCUCUAUGAGUGGCAUGCAGUACGGACAGCAGAUGUCCACUUAUGGACAGCAAGGUCCAGGAGGCUACUGCCAGCAGAAUCCGAGCUACUACAGUCAGCAUGGCCCACCGCAACCUCCAUAUCCUGGUCAGUCCCAAGGCAGCUCUGGCCCUCCCUACUCCCAGCAGAGUCAUCCAUCUCAACCUCCUGGCCAACAUGGCCAGCCUGGGGCUGCUUAUCAACAGUCUCAAGGGCCACACAGUUCUGCUCCAGGCCAGCCUCCUUACAACCAGUCCUCACAAUCUCAGCCAGGACAGACACCUUAUGUCCCUACCCAGCAGCAGCAGCCUCAACAACAGCAACAGCAGGGCCCUGCUCCCCAAAGUGAGCCGGGCUCUCAGGGCCAAGCUGGAUACCCACAGCCACCUGGAGCAGGUCAGCCACCUCAACAGCAAACUCCACAGCAGCAGCGAGGACCCCUGAACCAACAGCAGCAGAAUCAAGCAGGAGGUCCACCUCCUCCAGCCCAGCAACCCACAGGUCAUGGACAGCAAAGUCAAUCACCUUACUCCCAGACACCCCCUCUGCAACAGCAGCAACCACCACAGCAGCAGCAGUCACCAUAUCAGAGGUUCCCGCCUCCUCCACAGGAACUCUCCCAGGAUUCCUUCAGCUCUCAGUCCAGUGCUCCUUCAAACCAAACCAGCAAGAGCGGUCAGGAAGACAGCAUGCAGGCUCGACCAUCCAGUCUGCCGGAUCUCUCGGGCUCCAUCGAUGACCUGCCCACUGGCACAGAAGCCGCCUUGAGUCCGGGCAUCAGCACCUCCGGGGUGUCCAGCAGCCAGGGCGAGCAGAGCAACCCAGCCCAGUCCCCCUUCUCCCCACACACCCCGCCACAUCUGCCAGGCAUACGCGGGCCCUCGCCUUCACCCGUGGGUUCCCCUGCUAGCGUCACCCCAUCUCGCACUGGCCCACUGUCCCCCGCUGCUGUGCCAGGUAGUCAGAUGCCACCCCGGCCGCCCAGCGUCCAUUCAGACGGCAUCAUGCAUUCUUCUAUGAACCAGGACAGGGUGUACAUGAGAAACCCUCAGAUGCCUCCAUACGGGUCCCCUGGACAGCCUGGCUCUGCUUUAUCUCCACGCCAGCCUUCGGGAGGCCAGAUGCAUGGUGGGAUGGGAUCUUAUCCCCAGAACAACACCAUGGGAAACUACGGUCCUCAGGGGGGCCAGUAUGGCCCACAAGGUUAUUCCAGGCAGCCUGGUUACACGGGGAUGCCCAACGCCAACUAUUCCAGUGGUCCAGGGAUGGGUGGCUCUAUGAACCCCAUGUCAGGUCAGGGAGGCGGCGCUCCGUAUGGAAACAUGCCUCCUGGGAGGAUAGGUCCUGGACAGAUGGGCGCACGGCCCUACGGUCCUGGCAUGGGCUCCAACAUGGCUGGCAUGCCUCCCCAGGUGGGGUCCGGGAUGUGUCCCCCUCCAGGCAUGAACAGGAAGGAGGGUGGCCCCCCCAUGCAUCACGGUCCCACUAACUCUAUACACAACAGACCGCCGGGCUACCCAAGCAUGCCCCAGGGCAUGAUGGGAGCAGGCUCUCCAUACGGCCCAGGCAUGAAUAGCAUGCACGGUGUGAUGAAUCAGGGAGGGCCAGGGUCUUAUCCAAUGGGUGGAAACAUGACCAACAGCUCCCCAGGAAUGACUCCUAGCUCUGAGUUUGGUAUGGACAAAAUGAACCCCACCCAAAAGAUCAACAACAAAGUCGAGGGGACUCCAAAGCCUGAAUCCAAAAAGAAGUCGAGUUCUUCCACUAUCACUAAUGAAAAGAUCACUCGGCUGUAUGAGCUCGGUCCUGAGCCUGAGAGGAAGAUGUGGGUGGACCGGUACCUGGCUUUUGCCGAGGAAAAGGCCAUGGGCAUGAACAAUCUUCCUGCUGUCGGCCGUAAGCCUCUCGAUCUCUUCAGACUCUAUGUGUCCGUCAAAGAGAUUGGUGGUCUCACCCAGGUGAACAAAAACAAAAAGUGGAGGGAGCUGGCCACUAACCUGAAUGUGGGCACGUCGAGCAGCGCGGCGAGCUCGCUAAAGAAACAGUACAUCCAGUGUUUGUAUGCCUUCGAGUGCAAGAUCGAACGUGGUGAAGACCCACCUCCGGACUUUUUCAACACGGAUACAAAAAAGAACCAAACGAAGAUCCAGCCUCCGAGCCCAGCUGGUUCAGGGUCCCUCCAAGGACCCCAAACCCCACAGUCCACUACUAGCUCAAUGGCAGAAGGGGGAGACCUGAAACCCCCCACCCCAGCGUCCACUCCCCACUCACAAAUGCCUCCAAUGCCCGGCGUCAGAAGUAGUGUUAAUCUUCAAGACCCCUUUGCUGAUGGCGGAGACCCAGUAUUUUCCAGGAGGAAUGCCAUGACUCCCAACUCUCAGGGCUACCAGCCUGGGAUGAGUGGUCCAGAGAUUAUGGGCCGAAUGGGUCCUUACGAGUCAAAUAAGGACCCCUUUGGAGGCAUGAGGAAAGCUGGAGAACAGUUCAUGCCACCUGGCCCCAACAGCGGAAUGGGUGAGCAGUACAACAGAGGACCACCUGGGCCGAUGGGCAACAUUCCCAUGGGCCAGAGGCAACAGUACCCGUAUGGAUUUGAUCGAAGACAAGAACAAGGCAUGGGCCCUGAUGGCAACAUGGGGCCUGGAGCACCUCAGCCCAACAUGAUGCCUUCUGGUGCAGAUGCAGGGAUGUAUUCACCCAGCCGUCCUCCACCACAGCAGCGGCAUGAGGCCUAUACAAAUCAAUAUCCUGGUCAAGGAGCGCCCCCUGGUGGCCCAUACCCAAAUCAACAGCCAGGAAUGUUCCAACAGCAGCAGCCGAACUAUAAACGUCCGGUAGAUGGAGGGUAUGGACCUCCAGCCAAGCGUCAUGAGGGAGAGAUGUACAACGUUCCUUACAGUGGUCAGCAACAGCCUGGACCCCAGCCCUCUGGGCACCAGGGCCAGCAGGACAUGUAUAACCAGUAUAAUCCAUAUCCAGGUGGAGAUCGCAGACCACCUGGCCCACAGAGCCAGUUUCCCUUCCCAUUUGGACGGGACAGAGGACCAUCAUCUGCAGGUCCAAACUCCCAAUCCCACAUGCCUCCCCAGAUAAUGGGAAGCCCAAUGCCUUCAGGUCCUGAUGGACCCCAAGGCCCGGUGUGGCAGGGUCGAAAUGAGAUGGGCUAUCUCAACUAUUCCAACAGACAGGGACCACCUGUACCAGGCCAGGGACCUGGGUACCACAGCAUGAACCGUUCAGACGAGAUGAUACCAUCAGACCAACGCAUGAACCAUGAGGGACAGUGGCCUGGUCACGUUAACCAGCGGCAGCCACCGUUUGGCCCUGCAGGCUCUGGACCACCAAUGACAAGACCCCUUCCUUCCACCUACCAAACUUCCCAGAACCACAUUCCUCAGGUGUCAAGCCCAGCGCCUAUGCCCAGGCCAGUGGAGAGCAGGACGUCACCCAGCAAGUCUCCCUACAUGCAUCCGGGCAUCAAGGUGCAGAAAGCAGGUCCUCCAGUGCCCGCCUCGCAUAUUGGUCAGGCACCUGUGCAACAACCCUUGAUUCGACGAGAUGUGGCCUUUCCUCCUGGCUCUGUGGAGGCUUCCCAACCGCACCUCAAACCCCGAAGACGGCUCACCAUGAAAGAAAUCGGCACUCCUGAAGCGUGGAGAGUGAUGAUGUCACUGAAGUCGGGUUUAUUAGCUGAAAGCACCUGGGCCCUGGACACCAUUAACAUUCUACUGUACGACGACAACAGCAUCUCUACGUUUAACCUAUGCCAGCUACCUGGAUUCUUGGAAAUGGUUGUGGAGUACUUCAGACGUUGCCUCAUUGAGAUCUUUGGCAUUUUAAAGGAAUACGAAGUAGGAGAUCCUGGCCAGCGUAUCCUAUUAGACCCCAAUGCAGCAGACGACUCUGACGAUGAUGUCCUCCUUCCUGAGGGCGAAGACAUGCACACAGAUGAGGAGGAUGAGGAAGAUGAGGAGACAGAGGAAACAAAAACCAGUCCUGACGCUUCCUUGCUGGUGCAUGUGAAAGAGGAGGAGGAGGAAACCUUUCUGAAAGCUAAGUCCUCAGAGGAUGAAGAAGAUGAAAAGGAGUCUUCUGCCAAGGAAGCCAGUACUUCUACCUCAGGGUCCCUUCAGGACCCCAAUGUUCACUUGGAAAAGCCUAAGCAGGCUAGCAAGUUUGAUAAGCUGCCCAUAAAGAUGGUGCGAAAGAAGAAUCCCUUCCUGGGUAACGGUUUUUCCAGACUUGGGCAGCGACAAAGCUUCAACAGUGGCCUCAUACACUGGAGCAUUGGAGGUGGUGACACUACUGACCACAUCCAGACCCACUUUGAGAGUCGGAUGGAUCUUCUUCAGCAGAGAAAAUGCAUGACAGCAGCCACCGAAGGCCACAAGAAGAACAAGGUGCCUGGUACCACAGUGGAGAAGCCUAAAAAGUCCAAGUGCUGUGAAGAGGAGAUGGCUCGGGAGCAGCAUGUUCAGAUUUCUGAACCCACCAAGGAACCAGCAGAGAAGACCCCCCCUUCUCUUCCAAUUGGUGCACCAGUCACGGCCACCAUCGAUGACGUGCUAUCUGCUCGGCCAGGGUCCGUCACAGAGGAGGUGGUCCGUGGAGGUGCUGAGGAGCAGAAGGAGAAUGGCAAGUACCUGUUCAGCAUCAACCCUGACCUACAGAGCCGCCGCAACAUCAAAAUCCUGGAAGACGAGCCACACAGCAAGGACGAAACGCCGCUCAGCACCCUGUUGGACUGGCAGGACUCGCUGGCUCGGCGCUGCAUCUGCAUCUCCAACAUCGUCCGAAGCCUCUCCUUUGUGCCUGGCAACGACUUGGAGAUGUCGAAACACCCGAGCCUCUUGUUGCUGUUGGGCCGUCUGGUGCUGCUCCACCACAGGCACCCCGAACGCAAACAGGCCCCCGUGACCUAUGAGAAGGAGGAAGAGGAGGAUGAUGGUGUGAGCUGUGGCAGGGACGAGUGGUGGUGGGACUGCCUCGAGGUGUUACGGGAGAACUGUUUGGUCACUCUGGCAAACAUCUCAGGCCAGUUGGACCUUUCCAUCUACUCUGAGAGCAUAUGCCUCCCGCUGCUGGAUGGUCUGCUCCACUGGGCUGUUUGCCCUUCAGCAGAGGCCUUGGAUCCCUUCCCUACGCUCGGGCCCCACAGCUCCCUUUCACCCCAGAGACUGGUCCUCGAGACCCUCAGCAAGCUCAGCAUCCAGGACAACAACGUUGACCUCAUUCUGGCAACACCACCAUUCAGCCGCUUGGAGAAGCUCUACGGCUCGCUCGUACGUCUCGUCGGUGAGCGGAAGAUCGCUGUCUGCCGGGAAAUGGCAGUUGUCUUGCUAGCGAACUUAGCUCAGGGUGACAGCCUGGCAGCUCGGGCUAUUGCUGUGCAGAAAGGCAGCGUGGGUAACCUGCUGGGGUUCCUAGAGGAUAGCCUAGCAGCCACGCAGUACCAACAAAGCCAAAGCUCCCUGCUCCAGAUGCAGGGUGGCCCACAGUUUGAGCCAACCAGCGUGGACAUGAUGCGACGAGCGGCCCGGGCGCUGCAUGCCUUGGCCAAGGUGGAGGAAAACCACUUGGAGUUCACUUUGUACGAGUCACGGCUACUUGAUAUCUCAGUGUCCCCACUUAUGAACCCUCUGGUGUCCCAGGUAAUCUGUGAUGUACUGUUCCUGAUUGGCCAGUCGUGACAGCCAUUCGGAGCUGUCAGCUCUGCCUCUUUCGGUUCUCCCUCAACCUCCUUUUGUGUGUGAAUACGUGAGUGUGGAUGUGUGCGAGCGAGCGAAAAUAAUAAAAACUUUUUUCUUUUUUUAAUUUAUGCAAAAUCACCUUGGACUUCACUGUUUUUCUACCCCAGCUUCUCUCGAAACGAAGGAAUAUCAUGAAGUAGCUGUGGAUUUUACCCACCUAGAGUGGGUCGGGACUGGCAGAGAGGAGCACGUGGAGCGCACAGGCUAAAGAACAGAGCGCUGCUGAGUGGGAGGGACUUGUUUUUUAAUGAAAAGUAACAAAAAUUCAAUAAAAAAAGGAAGAAAACAAACUGUAACCAAAGUUGCUGUCUCGUUUACAGUGAGUUUGGAGGAUAACACGUGCUCACUUUUCCCCUCAGAGGGGUCGGCAGGGGAAGAGGGACUGGUUGGAUGUUGGGAGGCGACGCAGACUCAUGGACUGUGACGUGGUAUCAUUGCUGUAACUCUGGAUGCUACUAUCCUCGGCCUCACAGGAACCACAACUUUUUGGCUGUGAACGGACGUCUGUGUGGGAAGGCCCGUGCAGUAGAUUGUAGGACUUUUAUUCUGUACUGUACACCUUACAAACUGUAAACAUACUGUAAUAAUACUGUUUCACACUGAGAUACGCUGUCUUGGCAGCAAACUGUAGUUUUUAAAAACAGUUUUAGUUGAUGUUGAGAGAGAUAACGGCUUUCCCCCCAAAGUAUGGUGAACCUACAACACCCCGACCUCUUCUCUUUGUCCCUUGAUUGUAUGACUUGACCAUUAUAUUAAAGUCACCUAUAGGACUGGUCCUUAACGCUAGAUGCAGUCCGAGCUGCAGUGUAAAUAAGACCUUGUACAUUACACUUCUCCUUUUGUCCACUUCUGUUGCUCUUCACCCUUUUUAAUAUUUGACAAGUUUUCCCCACAUUCGAUCACACCGACGUGGAUUACUUGAUGCCCCCCCCAUUACUUCAGCGCUUCGCCCUGCUCGGAUUUUGUGCUCUUUGGGGAAGGAGGAUGUUCAGCUGCUGUUUGAUGCCACAUCCAGCUAAAUUUCUGUUGGUCUCCGGUCUGGGUGUGGAGCGUAAAAACAAAAAUCGUGUUUAAGGUUUCAUUUGAGCUCCGUCACAAAUGAUGAACUUGACCCCCGAUGAAGAUACCGGUUUAAUUUAAAAAAGAAAAAAAAAACUUUUUUUUUCAGCAAUGCGGAUUCUGCAUAUUUGUAUUUCAGAUGAUGUAGCUAAAGACUUGAUGUAAAUUCCUUUUAUCCCAUUUUUUUGGCUUAAUGAAUAUCAUUUAUUCAGUAUGAAAUCUUUAUACUAUAUGUUCCACGUGUUAAGAAUAAAUGUACAUGAAAUCUU